Molecule: messenger RNA, 1329 nt
Organism: Acanthosepion pharaonis
Lineage: Eukaryota; Metazoa; Mollusca; Cephalopoda; Sepiida; Sepiidae
Source: the annotation of a GenBank genome assembly
AUGUAUGUCGUAAACAUAUUUUUUCUUCACUCAUGUUUGCCUACAAUUACGAGCGGAAACCUCACCUCUCUCUCUCUCUCUCUCUCUCUCUCUCUCUCUCUCUCUCUCUCUCUCUCUCUCACUCACUCACUCACUCACUCACUCACUCUCCAUUUCCUUUCUUUCUUUUUCGCUAAUUUUCAUUGUCUUCCGACCUAUUUUCUUCUUUCCUUUUAUUCUGUAACUCUAAUAUAUUCCGUUCUCAACUCCUCCUCCUUUUUUUCAUCUCUUUCUUUUCAUUCAUUGUUUUUCUUUUUCAUCUCCAUUAUUUCCAUAUAUUCUCUCCGUUAUGAUCUUCUUUCGUUGUGUGCCUUUUUAUUUGGUCUCUUCUCUUUCUAUACAGAUCACGGCAUCUUCCAUUUUCUUGUCUUUCAUAGCGUCUCCGUUUACGUCUCUAGCAGUUCAUUAUCGUUAGUAUGUUUUUUCUUUCUUCUUCCAAUUAUUUCUUACUUAUUUCCUACUUUACAAAUACUUAUUUCUGUUACAUCAUUUCAAUGGGCCAUACUGGUUGAAGUUGCUCUUCCCUCUCUUUAUGUUUAUCUGUGUUUCUAUAUCCAUUCCCAUUUCUUUCCUUCUCUCUAUUUCUCUCUCUUCCUUUUUUUCUCUACAGUCUUUCUCUUUAUCUCUCUCUUUCUUUUUUCUCUACAGUCUUUCUCUUUAUCUCUCUCUUUCUUUUUUCUCUACAGUCUUUCUCUUUAUCUCUCUCUUUCUUUUUUCUCUACAGUCUUUCUCUUUAUCUCUCUCUUUCUUUUUUCUCUACAGUCUUUCUCUUUAUCUCUCUCUUUCUUUUUUCUCUACAGUCUUUCUCUUUAUCUCUCUCUUCCUUUUUUCUCUACAGUCUUUCUCUAUUUCUCUCACUUCCUUUUUUUCUCUACAGUCUUUCUCUUUAUCUCUCUCUUUAUUCUUUGCAUGCUUUUCUCUCGAUCUCUUACUCAUUCUUCUCUUUUUGCUAUCUCUAUUCUCAUCAUUACAUUGUUCAUCCAUCUCACAAUCUUCUAUUUAUUUUAUUACCUUUUCCUUCCUAAUCUCUCUUUGUUUGUCUCUCUCUCUCUCUCUCUCUCUCUCUCUCUCUCUCUCUCUCUUUCAUUCCUCCUUUCCAAUUUCCAUAAAUCCUUCUCUCUAUCCACGCUUCUACUUCUCUUUCUCCCGAUCUCUCUCAUUGUCUUUCUUUCUCAAAUUAAUACAUUUCUAACUCUAUCUUUCUCCAACUUUCUUUCACAUUUUAUCACUAUCUUCUAUUUUCUGUUUUUCUCUUUUAUUUUUGUCUCUCCUACUUUCUUCUUCAUUUGA